AUGGCUGCGAUAUCUCCCGUUGUGGCUAGCGCGGUUAGAGGCAGCGCAUUUGCGCUGUCCUGCAAGAGCGACGCCAGGAGAACCAGUUCCCAGCGACUCGCUAUUCGUGGAGCGCGAUACGAUGGUCUUCGUAAUAAAGGGAGCGGUAUUCAAGGAAGAGGCAUGGGAUCAGGGCAGCGGAUCGAACGAAACGCACAGGCCAAGGUCCACGUGGCAGUCGCUGCAAGCCUUGAUAUCGACAUGGACAUCGCCCCUCCGCCUAUCGACGGCGACCUGACGGAGACGAUGGAGGAGUAUGGAGCGGAGUUUGAUGCGGAAGGGGUGCCUGUGACGUUCAACAACAAUGAUGACGACGCCAUUAAUGCAGCCCUCAACUCUGUCGCAGUCUUUGACAUGUCUCACUUCGGCAGAAUCAAAGUAUCUGGGGAAGACCGGAUUCGAUUCCUGCACAACCAGACCACGGCUGAUUUCAACUCCCUCUCCCCUGGCCAGGGAUGCAUGACUGUGUUUGUGUCACCUACAGCCCGAACCAUUGAUCUCGCCACUGCAUGGGUUAUGUCCACUUCUGUUAUUCUCACAGUCUCACCUGGCAAAGCUCAGAAGCUGGUUACCACAAUGGACAGGUACAUCUUCCCAGCAGACAAGGUAUCAGUGGCGAACAUUUCAGAGCAAACGAGGCUGCUUGCCCUCAUCGGCCCUCAGGCACCCACGGUUGUGGAGAAGCUUGGUCUGACUCAGCUGCUGGGGCAGCCAGAAGGGGCCCAUGCACACUUUGCGGUUCAGGGAGCGCCGGCAACAGUGGGCGUGGGCAGUGGGCUGGGCGCCUCUGUGCCUGGAUUCCUGCUCAUGCUGUCCGCUGACGUGGCGGGUCGUGUGUGGAGCCAACUCACUGACGGCUUUGGGAUCACCCCGAUUGGUGCAGCCGCGUGGGAGAGAGUGCGAGUUCAGCAAGGGCGCCCCAUGCCGGGGUCGGAGCUGACAGACGAGUUCAACCCGCUGGAGGCCGCUCUCUUCCAAUGCGUCUCCACCACCAAAGGGUGUUACAUGGGCCAGGAGACCAUCGCUAGGCUGAUCACGUAUGAUGGGGUGAAGCAACAACUCUGGGGACUCCGCCUUGCCAACCCAGUUUCUGUUGGUGCAAUCAUUACAAACAAGGAAGGAGCCAAGAUUGGCAAGCCGCAGCAGCGAGCGAGCGAGCUGGCUCAAAUCGACACGGCACGCGCGGAGCACGGCAUGUCGGACUCAGAGUCUCACGAGAGCGACGCGGAUCACGUCUCCGGCGUGCCUUGCAUCUCCGGCCAGCCGUCCUGCGGAGGUGUUUUCCUCCGCAACGUCUGGCCCUUCGCCGGCAGCGGGAAGAGCCUUCAAAAGAACUACCUCCACAACAGCGUCCGCACUGACGCGGACGAGACCCAUGGCGCGCACCGCGAUUCGUCUCCGGACACGAAAUCAAACUCUAACGCGGAUGCUGAUAUCGAGCACAAUGCGGAGCAGUCUGGCUCUGCAAGCGGCAAUGCCUCCCCGAUGAAGCGCGGGUUUCUCGGUCGCAUGCGGGACAGAGCCAGCUCUCCUUUCCACAUGGCGUCGGACUUGAGCCAUCGCAUGAGCGGUAGCGGAAGGGAUAAGUCGCCGGGACGCGUCGCAGCUUCUAAACGACGCGGCAAGUCCGAUCGCUCCCCGCAACGCAGCCGCUCUAACAAAUCCCCGCUCCGAGCAACGGCAAGUUCAGAUGAGAAUGCGGCGCGAGAUCAGGCGUCUGGAGCGGGUUUGAGUCAAGCCGUUAGCGAAGGAGCCAUUUUAGGAGAUGCUGGUGAUGUGACUGUAGAGAGAGUGACUGUAAGCGAGUCAGCGGCGGUGGGAAUGGAUAUAAGCGGCGACGACGAGGCCGUGUCCUCGUAUAAGCCGAAAGAUGCGCAGAGAAUUACGGAAGAAGCGCCGUCCGAUCACGGAUCCUCGGAGCCGAGCGUAUCUCAACCGUCGAUUGGGCAAGAGAAAAAUCCCCCGAACGUGUUGCAACCUCAAGAGGAUCAAAUAGCAUCGCCAGCAGCAGCCGUGGCUUCUGCUGCCGCGGAAGGCGCCGUGAUUUCCGGCGCGAGACACGGUAAGGAGGAGGUGGAGGAGGAGCAGGCGAUGGAGCACGAGAUGCAAGAGCUCACCGUGAGCGACGGGUCCGGAGGCACCAGUGUUCCCGUCAUGGCGGUAGGGGGAGUGGGAGCGGGAGCAUUAGCGGGAGCGAUAGCGGGAGCGGAUGGCAGGGAUGAGAAUCGGAGAGAAGAGGAGGCGGCGGUUGGAAAGGACGCGGAGGAAGGGCGCUCGGAGACGAAUGAGGAGGGGCGCGCGGAGGUGAACGAGGACGGGCGGUCGGAAGCGAGCUCGGACGCACAUGCUGCCACGCCUCUUCCUUCGCGCAAUGACCCGCAGCCCGCAUCACCCGAGGAGGAGCCGGUGAUGCUGGACAGUCUGGACAGGUGUCUGGCGCUGCUGGGCUCGGGCGACAAGAGCAAGGUCACCAUGGCCCUCGUGGCAGUGCUUGCCUACGUGGCAUCUGGUGACGUGGACAACAUGAACAACGUCUAUGACGCCCUCCCGUUCUCUCUCCUAGAGGCCGCCUUCCGGGCGGCUGUGGCCAAAGGGAGCACGGGGUCAAACGGCAUGGUGGAGGAGGAGGAGCUGGCGCACGCUGCACUGGCAGUGCUGGCGCUGCUGCUGCAGGAGCCUGACCUCGCCUACGCGCCACAGACCACACUGCUCGUGCCCCACCUCGUUGGACUCAUCCGCAACGGGUACGACCCAGUGGUGGCGGUGGAUGCGUAUGAGUGUCUGCUGGGGGUGGCGACAGGGUCAGACGCGGGGCUCAAGGCAGUCAAGGGCGCGGACGUGCUGGGAGUGGUGGCGGAGAAUAUUCAGCGUUCCAGCCCAGGGUGCGAGUCACUACCAUCGGCCAUCCAGCUGCUGGGGUUCCUGUUCAUGAGUGGCGUGUCUGACAUUGAGAUGUAUGAGUACAAACACGAGUUCGCCGCUGCUGUGCCGGCGCUAGCGCGGGAGCUGGCGCAGCGCACGGACAUGCUCAAGUACGAAGUGCUGAAGCUGCUCGUAGCCAUGCUCUCCUCAGAGCCUGCGGAGCCAGUAAGAUCGGUGGUCCAGACCUUCGAUUCAGGCAGCGAGGGCAGGCAGUGGGCGCACGACAUUCGGGCAGGCCUAGCAGACAUUCUCCUGGACAGCAAUGGGGAGGAGUUUCGAAAAGACGCUCUGCAGCUCGUGCGAGUGGUGGUUGAGAUUCAAGGGGAGGCCUGGCUCGUGGAGACAGGGGAAGGGGGAGGAGCUGGGAGCGGUGCGAAUGGGUUGAGUGCGGUGCCGCCGUCGCCAGCUGAUCGGUUCCUGCUGGUGCUGCUGCAGGCGCUGAAGGUGGAAAUGCCUCCGUUGUUACAGGAGCUGGCAGUGCUGACGAUUGAGAAUGAGGAGGAGGCAGAGAAGGAGGGCGAGGGUGGGGAGGGAGGUGAGGGCGGCGAAGGGGAAGGCGAAAUGGACGGCGAGGAAAAGGGCAAAAUGAAUGCGGAUGCCGCGUGGGCGGCGCUGGGCGGCAAUCUGGACCGCAAGGCAGGAGGAGGGCUAGGGCGAGCAGGAGGGCUGGGCAAGGGGGAAAUCACACGCAUGCAAUCGCUUGUGCCCACCAGCGAGGACUGGCGAUCCGUGGUGAAUGAAAUGGUGUGGGAGCCGCCAAAGGAUAAUGACGAUGAUCCGUCGCUGUUGCAGAUAGAGGAGGAGGUUCCGGAGGAGACUGGCCCUCCCGAGGAGGUGAAGAGGCUGUAUCGGGUGCUGGGGGACUGUUACUGCCUGGUUGAGAAGGUGAUUGCGGCCCUGGCUGGGGCUGCUGCGGAGGUGGAGAAAGGGAAGGGGAAGGGGGGAGCGGGCGGGGAGGAGAAGGGCGGGGAGGAGGAGGGGAAGGAAGUGGCGACGGUGGUGAAGAGGCUAGGGGCGGAGGCGGUGCAGGCGUGUGUGAAGCUGGUGGAUGCGAUUAUCAAGGACGUGCUCAUCUUCCUGCAGCUCGCCCAGGAGCGGGAGCGGUAUUCACAUGAUGGAGUUCUGUCUGCCGUCAAAGUGCUCGGAAGCUAUCUGGCGGUGGCGCCAUCAGCGCAUCGCAAGAGGGUGGGGCGGCUGCUGGGCUUCAUGCUGGGCGUCAAGGGGGAGGACGAGGACAGGCCUCUACUGGCGUCGCGCUACCUGCUGCCCGCGCUGGUGCACAUGAGCAGUGAGCCUCGUGGCUGCAACUCCAUCCUCAAACGCGGAGGCCACCGCUUCCUGAUCGAGUACGUGGCGGAGACGGGGCGCACUAACAUGACGGGGCAGCUGCGGUCGGGGGCGGAGGGGCAGACCAGCCUCAUGCAGGCCGCUGACGUCAUCCUCAACCUCUUCUCCUUUAGGCGGAACAUCAAGGUGCCUGUCGACCCGCAUGACUUUGUGCCACUGCUGGCAUCCAUGGCAGCAUGGAGUAGCGUCAAGAGCACGGACCCAAAGAUCACGUACAAGACUCUAGCAAUGGCAGCGUGCGUCAAUGUGUCCAUGCUGCAGCUGUCAUCAGAGGACAUUGUCAAGAAGAAGCUGGACCUGGCCACGUACAAGAAGCUGCCGGCCUCGCUGGCGGUGAUCGUCAAGUUCCUGGAGUUUGGGCACCGCAACUGCAACUCCUUCAGCAGCGAGACCGAGAUUAAAGAGCUGUGGGACGUCACGCUGGGAUCGUGUCAGGACUGCCUGCUGCUGUGGCCGCAGCUCAAGCGGGCCAUAGUCAAGUCAGAGUACUGGGCUCGGGUCUCCAGGCAAAAGGCGGUGACACAGGAGAGGUUGAACCAGGUGUGCAAAGACGAGCGAUUGCGGAAGCUGCUGGCGCUCGUUGCCUUCUCCAACUGA
Messenger RNA from Closterium sp. Naga37s-1, 4905 nucleotides. Lineage: Eukaryota; Viridiplantae; Streptophyta; Zygnematophyceae; Desmidiales; Closteriaceae. The record is from the annotation of a GenBank genome assembly.